Molecule: messenger RNA, 2799 nt
Organism: Cuscuta campestris
Lineage: Eukaryota; Viridiplantae; Streptophyta; Magnoliopsida; Solanales; Convolvulaceae
Source: the annotation of a GenBank genome assembly
AUUGAUUUCAAAAAUAUUCAAAACUAAACACAAAGCUAAGGUGACCAGACCAGACCAAACAAGAUGAUGACCAGAACUCCUCUUCUACAACCCAUCAUCCUACCUUUCCUACUCCUCAUCAUCCAAAUUCGCUCCUCCGAAUCCGGCGACGAAGUUGCAGUCUAUUGGGGCCAGAACAGGAACGAAGGCAGUCUCACAGAAACAUGUGCAACAAGAAAAUACACUCUCGUGCUGAUUUCCUUUCUUUCGAGCUUUGGGGAUGGCCAAACCCCGACACUCAACCUCGCGAGCCAUUGUGACCCUUCUUCUUCAUCUGGGUGCAAAUCCAUUGGGACAGAGAUCAAGUAUUGCCAACAGCAAGGGAUCAAAAUCAUGCUCUCUCUGGGAGGAGCUGCUGGGAAUUACUCCCUGUCUUCCCCGAAAGAUGCUCAAAAUUUUGCUGAUUACUUAUGGAACACUUUCUUUGGCGGCGGAGGCUUUCAAGACGUCAUUUUGGAUGGUAUAGAUUUCGACAUAGAGGUUCCUACACCAUACUUGGACCAUCUCGCGCGUUCCCUCAAGUCGCAUAGCCGAAAACUUUACUUAUCUGCGGCACCUCAGUGCCCAUUUCCCGAUGCUCAUCUUAGUGAUGCCCUUAACACCAACCUUUUUAACUAUGUCUGGGUACAGUUCUUCAACAACCCCAGCUGCGAGUAUUCGCAAGGUGAGACUGAUAGAUUUUUCACUGCAUGGAACCAGUGGGCUGCCUCAUUCAACCGUUCGAAAAUAUUCCUGGGUUUGCCAGCAUCUCCUGAUGCGUCUGGCAGUGGCUAUGUUCCUGUUGAUCUGUUAGUUUCUAAGGUGCUUCCCACAGUAAAGAAGUCACCUAACUAUGGAGGUGUAAUGCUGUGGUCAAGAUACUAUGACAGGUUGAGUGGGUACAGUACCAAUAUUCGAAUUACUCCUCUUUGCACGCCUCUUCAAAGUGCUCCCACAUGCAGGAGCAAGGAUAAGAAUGGCUUUGAAGAGCGUUUCGGUCACAUGUCAUCUGAUAGUGUUAAGGUUUAUGAAACAGAGAAUCUUGGAGGGCAGUGUUGUGAGACCAUAUGCUGGAACAACUGUUCUUGUCAGGCACAUGCACCAGUGAAUCAGGCCAACAAUAGUGGGUGCCAGAUAUGGCUUAAAGGAAGCAGGUUCAUUGAAGAUGCUGCAGGGUCAAAGGUGUUUGUUGUUAGGCACAAAGCGGGAGCAAGCUUAGCAUUACCUCUGAUAUGUUACUUAUGCUAUGUGUCAUUGAGAAAAUAUAAAGCAGCUGUGGACAGGAAAAUGAAGCAGAAGAAGAUAUUACACGAUAUUGGAGGCAACGCCAUGAUUUUCAUGGCUUAUGGCAGAACCAAAAGGAACAAAAAACAAGGGAAGGAAAGAAAUGAGGUGGAAAUAUUCUGUUUUGAGAGCAUUGUGGCUGCCACAAACAAUUUCUCAGAUGCUAACAGGCUAGGAGAGGGCGGUUUUGGGCCUGUAUAUAAGGGGACGCUAGCCGAUGGGCAGGAAGUAGCAAUAAAACGGCUUUCUAAAAGUUCUGGACAAGGGCUUACCGAAUUCAAAAAUGAAGCUAAGCUUAUGGCUAAACUGCAGCAUACAAAUCUUGUGAGGCUUUUGGGGUUCUGCAUUGAAAGAGACGAAAGAACAUUAGUUUAUGAGUACAUGCCAAACAAAAGCCUCGAUUUCUACCUGUUUGAUGCAAGCAGACGAAAUGUACUGAAUUGGGAAAAACAAUUUAACAUCAUUGAUGGAAUUACUCAAGGACUUCUUUAUCUACACAAAUAUUCAAGGCUAAAAGUGAUACAUCGUGACUUGAAGGCAAGCAACAUAUUACUAGACGAAGAAAUGAACCCUAAAAUAUCUGAUUUUGGCAUGGCUCGGAUAUUUGGAUUGAGAGAAUCCGAAGAAAACACAAAUAGAGUAGUUGGUACACGUGGUUACAUGGCUCCAGAGUAUGCAAUUAACGGCGCUGUUUCGACCAAAACAGACAUAUUUAGCUUCGGUGUGUUGCUAAUAGAGAUCCUUACUCGCAAAAAGAACAAUGGUCAGUUUGAUCUAGAUCGUCCUCUUAAUCUGAUAGGAUAUGCAUGGCAACUGUGGAGAGAAGGCAGAGCUUUGGAGCUAAUCGACGCGGAACUAGUUGAACAAAGUGUGCAGAACAAAUUUCAGAGAAGCAUUCAAAUAGGGCUCUUGUGUGUACAAGAUCAAGCAAGAGCCAGGCCUUCCAUGUUAGAUGUGAUUUCGUUUCUAUCGAACGAUUCAAUACAACUUGCUAAACCGAAAAGGCCAGCAUUCUUCGUAGGAGGCGAGGUUGCAGAAGAAUCAGAGUUGCAGCAUAACAACAUCGGGCAAUUAGAGCAUUAUUCCACAAAUUAUGUCACAAUUUCAAAUCUAGAGGCAAGAUGAAAGCCAGCCUCAUUGGCAUCUCAAUGUUUUUGAGAAUUUCGAAGCAAUAACUCCAUAGCAUAUUAGGGUGCUACACAAAACCACUUUAUUAUGCAGGGAAUCAGAGAUCUGUGAGUAUUAUGGUGUGUGUCUAUGAGACUGUGACAUUUGACGAGCUCAGAGUAAUGAAAUACUAAACGGAAAUGUCAAAUUCCUAACCUGUUCAUUGGUUGCUUGAAGCCUGCCGUUGUGGCUGGCUCUCCGAUUGAUUUGCAGGAAACAAUUGUUUGUUCAGGCUCAUGAAGACGAAGUAUUUUUAAAGCACCCACUGUACCAAUUAUUUGCCUCAGAAUUAUCAUAUAAAUCAUCAACCAAUAAAACUGUACUUCCUUC